This is a messenger RNA of Hypomesus transpacificus, 3884 nucleotides long. RefSeq names its product cap methyltransferase 1 (gene cmtr1). Bases 512 to 3001 code for a protein of 829 amino acids. Lineage: Eukaryota; Metazoa; Chordata; Actinopteri; Osmeriformes; Osmeridae. Gene Ontology annotation, biological process: 7-methylguanosine mRNA capping. Gene Ontology annotation, cellular component: nucleus; cytoplasm. The transcript is spliced from 24 exons. The record is from RefSeq and is a predicted model, not a curated record. Gene Ontology annotation, molecular function: protein binding; methyltransferase cap1 activity; nucleic acid binding.
CUUGAAGGACCCCAGCGACAAUUCCGAAACCUGAACGCGGGCUAACGUUGACCUCGAUUAUUACCAUAUUAAUAGCGAUAUUGCAUGGAAACAAACUUUAUGAAGUGCUACAUCUUGGAUUUAUACACUCGAAUAAACAGCUUUUUCGCAAUGGCGGGUGCAGGUGUUCAAGAGAAAAACUAGAAUUUGCACACAGCUCGUAGAAACAGCCUGCUAGCUAGCUAACCGUCGUUUGAUGUUGUUGUAGCCUGAAAUCGAAACGUAGGGGAAGUGCUUGGAAUCUUUUAGUUAAGUUUCAUUUCUGACAAGCUACGGCACACCGUGUUGCUGUUUAUUCAACUGGCUAGCGAGCUAUCUUUCUGGACAUACAAACUUGCUAGCUAGUGGUCGUUUGAACUGCUCACACACUUGUUAGCUUGCCAACCACUGCUCAGUCCAACAAGGAACACUGGAAUGGUCCAGUUUACACAUCUGCGUUAGGUAGCCAUACACAUCUGUAAUACGAGUCAGGAUGAAGAGGAGGGGGGGCACAGCCUCUGACCCCCUCGUGGGGAGCAAGAGACGCCGUGAUGACGCCAGCUCGGACGACGAGUCGCCGCAUCUCACAGCCAGUCAGGACUCCAGCCAGAGCGACUCCCACAGCGACCCGGAGGACCACCGCCCGGGGUUCUCCAUGCCAUCCAUCUCCCAGAAUGCAUCAGCGGCGGACGACUCCAAACAGGAUGACGCCGACAAGUUCUCCAUGUACAACAGGGUGUCGCAGAGGCUCAUGGCCAAAAUGGGUUUCCGUGAGGGCGAGGGCCUGGGUAAGUUUGGCCAGGGGCGUAAGGAGAUCGUGGAGGCGUCCACCCAGCGAGGGAGAAGGGGUCUGGGCCUCACACUGCAGGGCUUCCAGGGGGAGCUGAACGUGGACUGGCAAGACGAACCAGAGCCCAGUGCGCUAGAGAUUGUAGAAUGGUUUCCGGAAAGCACCACAGAGGUCCCAGAUGCAGAUGAGCUAAGGGACUGGAUAGCGUUGGGACCGCGGAAGCUGAAGAUUGAGGAUGAGACAGAGUUCUGCACCGAGGAUCUGCUCCACACACUUCUGAGGUGCAAGACGGUGUUUGACGACCUGGAGGGGGAGGAGAUGAGGCGAGCCCGGACGCGCUCCAACCCUUACGAGACCAUCAGAGGCGCCUUCUUCCUCAACAGAGCGGCUAUGAAGAUGGCAAACAUCGACCAUGUCUUUGACUACAUGUUCACCAACCCAAAGGACUCCCAAGGGAAGCCCCAGACGCGAGAGCGCGAGGGCGAGCUGCUGUACUUUGCGGACGUGUGCGCCGGGCCGGGCGGCUUCUCCGAGUACAUCCUCUGGAAGCGGCGCUGGCACGCCAAGGGCUUCGGCAUGACCCUCAAAGGACCCUGCGACUUCAAGCUGGAGGACUUCUACGCUGCGCCCAGCGAGCUGUUUGAGCCUUACUACGGUGAGGGAGGGGUAGAUGGAGAUGGCGACAUCACUCGACCCGAGAACGUGAGCGCCUUCCGGAACUUUGUGAUGGAGAGUACAGAGAGGAGAGGCCUUCACUUCCUCAUGGCAGACGGGGGCUUCUCUGUGGAAGGCCAGGAGAACAUCCAGGAGAUUCUAAGUAAACAGCUGCUGCUCUGCCAGUUCCUCACCGCCAUGUCAACACUCAGGCCAGGGGGCCACUUUGUGUGUAAGACCUUUGACCUGUUCACCCCCUUCUCCGUGGGGCUCAUCUACCUGCUGUACCUCUGCUUCGACAAGAUCUCGCUCUUCAAACCCAUCACCAGCCGGCCCGCCAACUCCGAGAGGUACAUCGUGUGUCGCGGGAUGAAGCCCGGCACGGACGCAGUGCGAGAGUUCAUGUUCACGGUCAACCUCAAACUCAACCACCUGAGGAACAGCGAGUCUGACGUUGUGGAGGUGGUUCCCCUCGACAUUAUGAAAGGAGACACACACUUCUACCAGCACAUGGUCAAGUCCAAUGAGAACCACUGUGCAGUCCAGAUCAAGGCCCUAGCAAAAAUCCAUGCCUAUGUGUUAGACCCGGCCCUCUCUGAGUCCAGGCAAGCAGAGAUCCGAAAAGAGUGUCUGAAACUUUGGGGGGUUCCUGAUAAGGCCAGAGUGACUCCCUCUUCCUCAGACCCCAAGUCCAAGUUCUACGAGCUCAUAAAGGGUUCGGACGCAGAGUCGUUCAACUCCAAGCCCACUCCUCUGAGCUCCACCACGCUGGACAAGGUGCACCACGUCCUGGACUACCGCUGCAUUGUGGGCGGAGGCGAGCAGCUCUUCCUGCUUGCUCUCGGGAAGUCCCAGAUCUACACGUGGGACGGGAAGAUGCCCCUGCGCUGGAAGAAGCUGGAGUGCUUCAAGCUGGAGCUGCCCAGAGAGACCCUUCUGAGCGUGGAGAUCGUCCAGGAGCUGAAGGGAGAGGGCAAAGCCCAGCGCCGGAUCAACGCGGUGCAUGUUCUGGACGCUCUGGUGCUCAACGGCACCGACAUAAGAGACCAGCACUUUAACCAACGAAUCCAGAUGGCUGAGAAGUUCGUGAAGGCCGUGUCGAAGCCCAGCAGGCCGGACAUGAACCCCAUCAGAGUGAAGGAGGUGUACAGGCUGGAGGAGAUGGAUAAAAUAUUUGUCAGGCUGGAGAUGAAGGUCACUAAGAGCUCCGGGGGAGUCCCCCGGCUGUCCUACACUGGCCGAGACGACCGCCACUUCCUCCCCAGUGGACUGUACAUCAUAAAGACUGUCAAUGAUCCCUGGACGAUGGCUUACAGCAAGAACUCCAAGCGGAAGUUCUUCUUCAACAAGACCACCAAAGAAUCGACGUAUGACCUACCUGCCAACUCUGUGGCCCCCUUCCACGUCUGCCACUCGGAGCGCUUGUUCUGGGCGUGGGAAGAAGGGGUCAGAGUUCAUGACUCCCAGUCCAGGGUGGACCCCGAAAAGCUGUCCAAAGACGACGUGCUCUCCUUCAUCCACCAACACUACCAGCCCUGAGCCACGGGGGGGCGCCAUCACAUUGAAAAACACCACAGCUCGCGCAGUGAUUCCUGCCAAGGCCAAUUGCCGAUAGACAAUGUGCAUGGUGAUGGUUAGAAAUGAAUUGUCAUUGAAUGUAUGGAUCCAAAAUUAAGGACAGAAGGUCAUCCAUUCUCAGUGGUUCUGACACUGGUUUCCCUUGUAACCAUUGGACCUGGACGAGACCACUGGCCUUUAUCCACGACCCCAGGCUCGCUGCAGCCCGUCCGAGUGCACAGAGUUCUGCUCAUUAGAAAUGUUCCGACUAAUUGACACAGUUAAGCAGCCAUUCGACACAUCCUGUUGCUCUGCAUGCACCUGCUCAGCUUUUUAUAUUUGUCCCUGUCUAUGUGUCCUCCUCGACUUGGAGUUCACAUCAUGUGUUUCCUAUGUACUGCGUGUGUGGACAGCGUACACUCACUCACACACGCAUUUACAUGUGUUUUAUCUGGUCACGUUUGUUUUAUGGACUUCGUUCCUCACUUCCCCGACCCCUCCGCCCCUUUCCCACACCCGACCAGGUUGGUUCAUCUGACCUGCGCGCUCUGUCCACAGUAGUCUUGGCUUGCCUACCAAAAGCUCCAUCCACAUAGCAUGGAGAAUCUCGAAUCAAAUGCAUUGAAUCCAUAUAGAGUCCAGCCAGCCCUCCUCUGGGUGGGGCCUGGUCCUGGAGGGUGAUUCACUAUGGGGAUUCCUGGGAGGUUCUUUCUGAACCUCGUGUGUCUUCGUUGCAUCCGGUUGCCUCCCCCCCUUCCUCUUGUUAUUGUUGUGAAAUGUCAAGGAUGACGUGUCAUUUGUUUUUCUUUGUCAUGUUUCUUCCCCAAUUAUGAAUACAAAAUAAAAGCGUGCUCUUCCCAGGAAA